CAACAGUUACCGAGUCAGCUCUUGUCCCUCUCGCGUCCCAAACUCAUUCUUUGUCCUUCUUGACCCUGAACGAAAAUAGAAAAUCCUCGCAAAUAACCAAAAAAUAAUAAAAAAGAAAAAGAGUAGAGAGUAAUAAGGACGAGAGACUUUAGAGAGGGAAAGGGGACUAGGGGAGGAGAUACGAAAGAUUUCAUUUUUAAUUUAUGAAUGCCAUUCUUCUAAGUCAUCUCGAUCUCUUUCUUCUCCAUUCAACCACUUCCUUCUCUGGAGUCUCUGUGGAGAUAGAUCCACGUUUUGGAAAACAAGACCAUGAGUUUUGUGUUCCGAGGCACUAGAGCAGAUGUAGAAACUGGUUUCCCAGGGCUUAUUCCGGAGCGUCGUACAGUGCGUGUUCAUGGAGCCCGACCAGUUAAUACCAAUUCUCUUGCAUUUCUUGUUACAGUUCUUUUGCUGUUCAUGAUUCUUAACUCCCAUCAAAUGUCACCCAACUUUCUGCUCUGGCUGGUACUUGCUGUCUUUUUGAUGGCAACAACCCUACGAAUGUAUGCAACUUGUCAGCAGCUACAAGCUCAGGCUCAAGCUCAUGCUGUGGCAGCUAGUGGCCUUCUUGGUCAUACAGAGCUGCGUUUGCAUAUGCCACCUUCCAUUGCCCUCGCAACCAGAGGGCGACUACAUGGUCUUAGACUCCAGCUUGCACUUCUAGACCGGGAAUUUGAUGACCUUGAUUACGAAACUCUAAGGGCACUAGAUGCUGACAAUGUUCCAACGGGUCCUUCAAUGACUGAGGAAGAGAUAAAUGCUCUCCCUGUUCACAAAUAUAAGGUUACUGGCCCUCAAAGUGCUGGCUCAUCAGUUCAGCAGGCGGCUUCUUCAUCCUCAGUUGAGAAGAAGCAAGACCCUCCCAAUGCAGCUGGGGGCACAAAGGCCUGCGAUGAUGAACUGACUUGCAGUGUUUGUUUGGAGCAAGUUGAUGUGGGAGAACUUGUCCGCACUUUGCCAUGCUUGCAUCAGUUCCAUGCAAACUGCAUUGAUCCAUGGCUGUGUCAGCAAGGAACAUGCCCUGUUUGCAAGUUUCGAGCUGCAUCAGGCUGGCAUCCGAAUGGCCAAGAGGAAGAAAUGGAUGCUUCAUACAUGGUGUAGUCCUUCCUCAGUAACCAUACUAAAUGUCUUAGCUUACUCAUGCUUUGAAAUUAUAAAUCCGUUUACCAUUAUUGUAAUGAUUUUGGCAUAGCAUGAGAAUAAAUUGCUUUAAAUUACCUUUGAUAACAUCCAAAAUCCGAACACAAUUUCUCAA
Molecule: messenger RNA, 1294 nt
Organism: Coffea eugenioides
Lineage: Eukaryota; Viridiplantae; Streptophyta; Magnoliopsida; Gentianales; Rubiaceae
Product: E3 ubiquitin-protein ligase SDIR1
Exons: 9
Coding region: 310-1140 (276 amino acids)
Source: RefSeq, a predicted model, not a curated record